Molecule: messenger RNA, 2079 nt
Organism: Arachis stenosperma
Lineage: Eukaryota; Viridiplantae; Streptophyta; Magnoliopsida; Fabales; Fabaceae
Product: ketol-acid reductoisomerase, chloroplastic-like
Exons: 10
Coding region: 65-1846 (593 amino acids)
Biological process (GO): L-valine biosynthetic process
Cellular component (GO): mitochondrion; chloroplast
Molecular function (GO): ketol-acid reductoisomerase activity
Source: RefSeq, a predicted model, not a curated record
UCCGUGCGCCUCCUCUCUUCGUUUUUCUCUCUAUUCACUCUACUUGCUUCUUCCAACGAUAGUAAUGGCGGCUGCGACGUCGUUUUCUGCCACAAUCACCGCAAACUCCGAAACCCUAGCUGGGCCUGUUUCAGGAAGAACCCUCGCCGUUGCAAACGCCAACGCUAAUGGAAACGUCUCAUUCCGACAAUCCUUGUCGUCAUCAUCCUCGAAGCUGAGCUUCGGAUCACUGAAGUGUAGCCGACGAAACUCCACCGGAGCUCUUGGAGCUUGCAUGGUGUCGGCGCCGGCUGUGAAGGCUCCCGUCUCGCUCGAUUUCAACACCUCCGUCUUCAAGAAGGAGAAGAUCAGCCUCGCGGGACACGACGAGUAUAUCGUGAAAGGAGGUAGGGAUUUGUUCCAUUUGUUGCCAGAUGCUUUCAAAGGGAUUAAGCAGAUUGGUGUUAUCGGUUGGGGAUCGCAGGGACCUGCUCAGGCUCAGAAUCUCAGGGACUCGCUUGCUGAAGCUAAGUCUGAUAUUGUGGUCAAGAUUGGGCUCAGGAAAGGUUCUCGGUCAUUUGCUGAAGCUCGAGCGGCUGGUUUUUCUGAGGAGAAUGGGACUCUAGGUGACAUAUGGGAAACUGUCUCCGGCAGCGAUCUUGUGUUGCUGUUAAUUUCUGAUGCUGCACAGGCGGAUAACUAUGAAAAAAUUUUCUCCCAUAUGAAAUCAAACAGCAUACUUGGGCUGUCCCAUGGGUUUCUUCUUGGGCAUUUGCAGUCGUUGGGACUUGAUUUUCCAAAGAACAUUAGUGUAAUUGCUGUGUGCCCAAAGGGAAUGGGUCCAUCAGUAAGGAGACUCUAUGUACAAGGAAAAGAUAUAAAUGGUGCUGGAAUUAAUUCAAGUUUCGCAGUUCACCAGGAUGUGGAUGGUAGAGCUACUGAUGUUGCUCUGGGAUGGUCAGUUGCCCUUGGUUCCCCAUUCACUUUUGCCACUACACUGGAGCAGGAAUACAAGAGUGAUAUCUUUGGGGAGAGAGGAAUUUUACUUGGUGCUGUUCAUGGAGUUGUGGAAGCCUUGUUUAGAAAAUACACUGAAAAUGGAGUCCCCGAAGACCUAGCCUAUAAGAACACUGUUGAGAGCAUAACAGGAAUUAUAUCUAAAACCAUAUCAUCUAAGGGCAUGCGGGAGGUAUACUAUGCUUUAGAUGAUACUGGGAAAAGCAUAUUUGAAAAGGCAUAUAGUGCUGCUUAUUACCCGUGCAUGGAGAUUUUGUAUGAAUGCUAUGAGGAUGUAGCCAGUGGUAGUGAGAUUCGCAGUGUUGUUCUGGCUGGCCGACGUUUUUAUGAGAAAGAGGGUCUACCUGCUUUCCCCAUGGGUAAAAUUGACCAGACCCGCAUGUGGAAGGUUGGCGAGCGUGUCCGAUCUACAAGACCAGCGGGUGAUCUAGGCCCAUUAGAUCCAUUUACCGCUGGUGUCUUUGUGGCAUUGAUGAUGGCUCAGAUUGAAAUCCUGAGGAAGAAAGGACAUUCCUACUCCGAAAUCAUCAAUGAGAGUCUCAUUGAGGCUGUUGAUUCAUUGAAUCCUUUCAUGCAUGCUCGAGGUGUUUCCUUCAUGGUUGAUAACUGUUCAACCACAGCACGGUUGGGUUCGAGGAAAUGGGCUCCCCGAUUUGAUUACAUCCUAACCCAGCAGGCCUUGGUGGCAGUGGAAGAAUGUGUGCCUGUCAACCGGGACCUAAUCAGCAACUUCCUGUCAGACCCAGUGCAUGGAGCCAUUAAAGUCUGUGCCCAGCUGAGACCUACCGUUGACAUCUCCGUGCCACCGGAUGCAGACUUUGUUCGUCCUGAGUUGCGCCAGUCCAACUAGAAAGAAUUAUGCGCUUUUAUUUGAUGAAUCACUUUUUAGAAUGCGUAGAAAACUAGAACGUCUGGUUGGUUGGUUGGUUUGGGUUUCCUAUUUUGUUUACCUGGUUAACCAGUAUCAUUGUACGUUGUACUAUUACUUUCUAGUUUGCAGUUCUUAGUUCGUAUGAUGUUUUGAGAAUGAGGAAUGAUGCCUGUUAUCGGAUUAGAAAUAUAAAUAAAUUAUGUUCACAAUAA